AUGCUCAAAGCCGGCAACUACUGCCGGUUCGCUCGUCGAAACCAGGUUCUUUUAAAGACCCAACGCAGACUUUGGCAAAGCUCCAGAGAAGCGACGAAAGCGUUGGGUCGUUGCAGGCAACCUGCAGCUCUGAUCCGAGUCGUGAAAUCCAGCCAUUCCAAAAACCUCAUCGAUGGAGUCUUCUGCGCUGCUGCCUUGCAUCGUUUGAGUCUGCUGAGCCGGCAGAACGGCGAUGGCGAGUUGGCAGCUUGGAAGCUUUGUUAUGGUGAAGCAAUGCAGCAUUUGGAGAGCUUUGGGGCGCAAGAACUGGCCGUUGCAGCCUUGGCCAUGGCAAAGGCCAGACCUCCAAUGAGCAAAGAUCUCUUGGAGCAGCUGCUGGGUCGAGUUUUGCCAGGGCUUCACUUGAACUCCACAGCCUUGCCAAUCCGUUACUGUGCUAACUUGCUUUGGGCCACUGCAGCCAUACGCCAUGAGCAUCCGCUGACCAGGGCCCUUUUCCAGGAGGUUGAAGUCGCCUGCCACCAGCCGUGGAGACACGGUCGCUGCAACGCUCGUGACUUUUCCCAAGUCUGCUGGGCCUUUGCCUCAUCAGGUCGUCACAUGGGUGGGCUGCGGGUCAUCGAGAGCUCUGCCCAGCAUCAAGGCACCAUUCUGGAAAGCUAUUCUGAUCACGAUGUGGCCACCACCAUUUGGGCCGUAGCCACCAUGAGUUGCCCGGGGCCUCAAGGCUCUGGCUUUCUCGAAAGGUUGAUGGAGGCAGCCUGUGAAAAGGACUUUGCUCCGCAGGGUCUGUCGAUGACUUUCUGGGGCUUGGCGACCUUGGCUCCCUCCAUUCGUAGGGCAACGGUGGAGCAGCUGCUGGCGGCACUGGUGCCCAAAGUGCUGCAACAUGCUGGCAACUUGGCGCCUCAGGGGGCCUCCAACAUCCUUUGGGCGGUGGCAACCCUUGAAGCUCAGCAGGAACCAUCUCAUGGGGUCAUCGCCUUGGAUGAAGGUCUACGUCUACGCCUUGUUGAAGCGGUGUCCUACUCUCUAACUCAGCAGCUCCAGCAAUGCAAUGGACAGGACAUUGCAAAUGCUUUAUGGGCCUUGGCAAAUUUGGGCAUCAAGACUGAUGUGCUCUUUCCAAAGGUCUGCGAAUGCUUUCAGGAUCUGCCUAGUCACAGCUUUUCAGCUCAGAACUGUGCGAACAUUCUUUGGGCUCUAGUCCGUCAAGAUCGGGACUUGGAUUUACGUGACUUUGCCAAAGCAAUUGCAACGCGGGCGUCGAACUUCUCCUCAGAUUGGGACGAGCAAAGUCUAUCAAUAUCUGUUUGGGCUUUGGCAGUUCUGGGUCAAAGGACCUCUUCCCUGCCAUUGCUGAAAGCCUUAACAUCUGAUUUGGAAGAGCUCAGGAAAUUUUCAUCUGAAAGUUUGUCUGUUUUUGCAUGGACUUGUGGCUUGCUGGGUGUUGAGACGCAUCCAACUCCUUUGCUGGCACUUGUGAUAAAUAAGCGAGCUGAUAGUUUAACAAUCGAACAUUUGAGUUCGAUGCUGAUUGCCUUUGCCAGAAUUUGGCCACAUUAUAAAAUAUAG
Molecule: messenger RNA, 1575 nt
Organism: Cladocopium goreaui
Lineage: Eukaryota; Dinophyceae; Suessiales; Symbiodiniaceae
Source: the annotation of a GenBank genome assembly